ACGCGCCGGAGUAAUUGACACUUAUAUGAUAGAGUUAAUAAUAAAAUAGUGCUGCGUGAGAAUUGAGAUUCGCUCCGAAAAGUCGCUCCAGAUUCCACGGAGCACGUAAAAGUUCAUUCCUAGAGCUAGAGGAAAAAAAGCUCGAGCACAGAGUCUUUUCUUAUCAUCCAGGAAUCUGUGCUGGUUCUUCUGGUCCAAGAUAACACAGAUCGAGGGAGAGAGAAAGAGAAUCAGCGCUAAAAACUGGCCGCCUUCAGUCAUGUGAUUCCACGAAGGCCCGCACAAUUAGUAGAACACGGUUGUGAGUAUUUCUGUUUUAAAUCUCGUCGAGAAGUCCUUAUCGUGAGUCCACACGCGGCGGACUGGGUGAUGAGCUCGUGGUACAAGUGGAAGACUGCCGCCGUUGAAAGAUGUUUCGCUCCAAGAUUCGCAUUCACACGUGUCAAGUGAUACUGCUGACGUCACUAGUAUGGUUCCUGGUCGACGUCAUGGUGCUUAUGCUCUAUUCGGACUGCAUCGGAGGGUCCGGAUGGGGUUGCUCGGACAACAAACAACAACAGGCGCUUCAGUCCGAGGAGCCGCUUCAACUGCAUCCAAAAGCCCAGAUAAGAGAGCCGCAGGCAUUGAAGCAAGACUAUAGUAAUAAGAGACAAUAUCUGCAGUCGGAGCUGCACCUGUGGCGGCCAGCGAAGGUCGUCAAGGAGAAUAAGGGGAUGCCUGGCGAGAUGGGAGCGGCGGUGGCCAUCCCGCCGGAGAACGAUGCCAAACAACAGGAGCUGUUCAAGCUAAAUCAAUUCAAUCUGAUGGCCAGCGAUAUGAUCUCCUUAAAUCGAUCCUUAAAGGAUAUCAGACUCGAAGGUUGUAAGAAUAAGAAAUACGCCAAGUAUCUUCCAGACACGAGUAUCGUGAUAGUUUUUCAUAACGAGGCAUGGACCACUCUACUGCGGACGGUCUGGUCCGUGAUAAACAGAUCUCCCAAGUCGUUGCUGAAGGAAAUCAUCCUCGUGGACGAUGCGAGUGAGCGUGACCACCUAAAGCAAGAUUUGGAAGACUACGUAACUACGCUGCCCGUUCCCACGUAUGUGUAUCGCACCGAAAAAAGGUCGGGCCUGAUAAGAGCGAGGCUGUUAGGGGCAAAGCAUGUCAAAGGACAAGUAAUCACGUUUCUAGAUGCGCACUGCGAGUGCACCGAGGGUUGGCUGGAGCCGCUAUUAUCAAGAAUUGCGAACGACAGACAUACUGUUGUCUGUCCAAUCAUAGACGUAAUCAGCGACGACACCUUCGAGUAUAUCUCGGCCAGUGAUAUGACCUGGGGAGGUUUCAAUUGGAAAUUAAACUUCAGAUGGUACAGAGUUGCACAGAGAGAAAUGGACAGGAGGAAUAGCGACAGAACGGCACCGCUACGAACACCGACUAUGGCCGGUGGAUUGUUUUCUAUUGAUAAAGAAUACUUCUACGAGUUGGGUGCGUACGACGAAGGCAUGGACAUCUGGGGUGGUGAAAAUCUUGAAAUGAGCUUUCGGGUGUGGCAAUGUGGCGGAACAUUAGAAAUCAGUCCGUGUUCACAUGUGGGACAUGUAUUCCGGGACAAGAGUCCAUAUACAUUCCCUGGUGGUGUCAGCAAGAUAGUCCUGCACAAUGCGGCUAGGGUGGCCGAAGUCUGGAUGGAUGAGUGGAGAGAUUUUUACUAUGCCAUGAAUCCAGGGGCGCGAAACGUCGACGUCGGUGAUGUUUCCGAGCGGAUAAAACUCAGAGAACGACUGAAAUGUAAAAGCUUCAGAUGGUACUUGGAGAAUAUAUAUCCAGAAUCGCCGAUGCCACUAGAUUAUUACUAUCUUGGUGAUGUAAAAAAUAUUGAAACGCAAACUUGUUUGGAUACUAUGGGCAGAAGAACCGGGGAAAACGUCGGAAUUAGUUAUUGUCACGGAUUAGGCGGUAAUCAGGUAUUUGCUUACACUAAGCGGCAACAGAUAAUGUCUGAUGAUAUGUGCCUUGAUGCAGCUAAUCCACAAGGUCCAGUAAAGAUCGUACGAUGUCAUGGCAUGGGUGGUAAUCAAGCAUGGGUUUACAGUGAUGAGACCAAAAUGAUUAAACACACAAACACGGGUUACUGUUUAUCAAAACCCCACUCAGGCGAUCCGGCGCAACCUGUCUUAGCGCAGUGCGAUGUCAACAACAUCGGCCAACGAUGGAUAAUGCGUAGCAAAUUCAAGUGGCAGGCCAGCUAAUACGAAUCAACUUUAUAAAUCUAUACGCAAUAUUUGUUAAUAUGUUUAAUGAAUGGUAACCGAUGGACUGAUCGUAUAAGAUCUUCCCAAGUGCGUGUACGAGAAAAGAGAAUGAAGUAUUAUAACCAGUGGCGAAGAAACGGUUCAAUAUUACAUCUAAUGUGUACGUCAAAUAAAUUGAAAGUGCGCGAGGAAUCGAUUCUCGUCGGAAUCGCAUCAGAAAUUGUAGUUAAAUAAUUAGAUUCUACAGGAUUUGUUUACCAUUGAUGAAGCAGUAUCGAGAAUUUACUGCCAUUCCUUGUGGUACGGUCCUUACGAUACGCCUUGCAAUGCACAAUAGUAACAGAGAUGAAUUUCUCUAAUCGCGUGUGAACAUAAGUGAUACUAAACGACGAACAAAGUGAACUCCUUUUUCUUCUUUCCUGACUAAAAAGCAGUAAAGAAGAAAUCAUAUCAGACCACUGUUAUAAAUAUAAUUGUUAAUAAGAGAGAGAGAGACAUAUUUGAUAAUUUUCGGAUGAAUGCAAUAAUGAAUGACUGACCAUUAAAUCGGCAACGAAAUGAAAUGUGAAUAUGCUAAAAAUGCAUUGCGAAAUAAUGACGGAAUGAAUGCUGGAAUGUCAGUGAAGUCGAUGUAACGGUACCGAUAAUGAUAUAGAAAAAUUAUUAUUGUACAAUCCAUUUAAUAAUUAGGGAAGAGCACUGAA
This is a messenger RNA of Mycetomoellerius zeteki, 2935 nucleotides long. It is a transcript of the gene Pgant5, whose product is annotated as polypeptide N-acetylgalactosaminyltransferase 5. The transcript has 8 exons. The record is from RefSeq and is a predicted model, not a curated record. Gene Ontology annotation, molecular function: polypeptide N-acetylgalactosaminyltransferase activity. Bases 411 to 2228 code for a protein of 605 amino acids. Gene Ontology annotation, biological process: protein O-linked glycosylation. Gene Ontology annotation, cellular component: Golgi apparatus. NCBI's taxonomy places the organism in Eukaryota, Metazoa, Arthropoda, Insecta, Hymenoptera, Formicidae.